Messenger RNA from Colletotrichum scovillei, 1668 nucleotides. RefSeq lists its product as uncharacterized. The record is from RefSeq and is a predicted model, not a curated record. The coding region runs from base 174 to 1457 and encodes 427 amino acids. The transcript has 2 exons. NCBI's taxonomy places the organism in Eukaryota, Fungi, Ascomycota, Sordariomycetes, Glomerellales, Glomerellaceae.
GCUGUGGUGUGACUGUAAUUUGCAUCAGUAGAUAUCAUGAGGCUGCCAAGCUACAAAAAGUCCCUGACCCGGUCUUCAUUAACCAUCUUCACUCCUACCUGUCUCGUCUUCCAUCGACUAUAAAUGCAAGUUCUACAGCAACACCAGACCCGAACGGUUGAACUCAAUACAAAAUGGCGACAUAUCCUGAGGAUCCAAAGUAUGACGGGGUGUAUAAAAAAAUCGAGGACGAACUUUUUCUGAAAUGUCAUCACGCCAACAACACAGAGUACUUGACGUUCAUCACGGACUUCAGCUGUAAAGACUACGACGCUUGCGAGUGUCCCAUGAUGUCACCGCAGCCAGAUAUAGCAGGCACAGGUGUGCUAGUAGCUUUCGCCCUCACGGCAUUUUUCACUCUCGUCUCAGCAAUCUUCUGUAUCGUCGUAGGCCGUACCAAUCAAACUCGACGGACCUUCAACCCGAUCGACCGAUAUGGUUGCGAAUGGGUAUCCGAACCUCUUCGCCGCUUCAUGUUCCGAAGGGGCAUGAACCCCGACUUGCAUUCCCUCGUCGCCUACGACCUCGUCAAUACUUUCAGCGAUCUCCAGCUCGUGACAGGUCUCGCGGUAUUAGUCGCCGGGAUCAAGGAGCUGGCAGAUGAAACGAUCUCAAUCUAUCACUUUUUGAUCGUCACCGAUCUCGCGUGGUUCUGCACGAAUGCCCACCUGCUAUCGCUGGUGGUCACUCGCGGGUUCCGUGAUAGCGUCAAGAGGACACACCCGCAGCGAUGCAAUCCCGAAAACACUGAGAUGACUGCACGCCUGGCUCGUGCCCUACGGAUUGUGCUAAUGGCGGCCACAUUUCUACUCCUUCAAAUCUCAUUUUGGGCCACUGGCUAUGAACACGUCUAUUCUAUGAACCGAAUGAGGUGCCCGAUGAAAUGCACUUUGGGAAAGAAAAAGGGCGGAUGGCCUAGACACCUGAUGGUAGCCAACAUGACCUUGAUGGCAUACUUUUAUGCACUACAAACCUUCCUCAGUUGGCGUACCGGCCGCAUCUUUUGGAUGGACCAUAUCAGAGGGUCACUGAUCGACAAGCAAGGCCAAUCGAUCAAUGUCUUGAAUCCCGAAAUAAUCUUCAAACGAUGGACUGAGAACAAAUUCUUGAAGGCGCUGAGAAUGUCGCUUCUAGCGUUUUGGUAUUUCCUCGCGUCUGAAGUUGGGAACUUAGUAGGGCUAACUCUUUAUUUUGGUUUCGGUGUCUACUCUCUUCUCGACGAUAAGAGACGUUUAGACCCCGCGGGGGAGCAUUUUACUGCCCAUGGCGAGAGCGAGAUUGUAUACAGCCAGCUUGUUCCCAUUUUCUUACUCAUCAUCCCCUUCAUGGGCAUCUUUGAGUCGCAUGCCAGGCACUCGAAGACGAUCAAGGAGUCCGAGCUCAAGGAGGUGGGAAGUUGUACAUCAGAGGGAUCUUGAAAGCAAAUUUGUUUCAUGCGAGUGAUGAACCUUGAGGGAGAACAGGACGAAAAGGACAGAACCAAGAAGACAGAAUGACGAACAUGAUGAGUCUGAUGACUCUGGUUGAGGCAGGGUAGGAGAACACCAAGCUAUGCGGAGUGCCAUAAUACGCCGAAGAUCGGAUUACUUCUGAGUUAGAGAAAAUGUCAGCAUUUAUUUUUCAAGGUCA